UUAUGAGUAACUGAGUGUAAUAGUUAUGUUAAAGUGUAUUAAUAACUUUCGGGUCUGGAAAACUUUGUAUUCUAUUGAUAAAAAUAUUUUUUACAGUAAUGCAAUAGCGUGUGGUCAAUCAAGAAGUUUUAGCGUGUCCAAUAAAAUGUUUAAAUCUGCUGUAUUUAACCUGCAAGAUGCUACAAAAGAUCAAGUUCAAGAAUUUCUGAAGUCUUUUGAUACAGUGUUAACUGAUUGUGAUGGGGUGCUAUGGAUCGAUAAAAAUGCCAUUCCUGGAUCAGCAGAUGCUAUGAACUAUUUUCGGAAAUUGGGGAAGAAAAUAUUUUAUGUGACAAAUAAUUCCACGAAAACUCGCAGUGAGUUUGCUGCUAAAGCUCAGGAAUUGGGCUUCAUUGCUAGCCAGGAGGAAAUUCUGUCUACUGCUUUCCUUGCAGCUCAUUAUCUAAAAGGUAUUGGAUUCACAAAAAAGGUUUACAUACUGGGUUCAAAUGGAAUUGGGGAGGAACUGAAGGCGGUUGGCAUUCGGAAUUUUGGUGUUGGACCAGAUCCUGUGAAAGCAGAUUUCAAAAAUAUGCAGCCAUCAGAACUGGACCCAGAAGUGGGAGCUGUGGUUGUGGGUUUUGAUGAGCACGUCAGCUACCCCAAGUUCAUGAAAGCUGCCUCCUAUCUCUCUUCUGAGGAAUGUCUAUUUGUUGCCACAAACACUGAUGAAAGGUUCCCCAUGGCUGGCUCAAUAGUGUUGCCUGGUACCGGUACCCUGGUGCGGGCAGUGGAGACAUGUUCAGAGAGAAAGGCACUUGUGUUGGGCAAACCUCAUGCUUAUGUCAGAAAGUAUCUAGAGUCAUGUGGACUUGAUCCUGCUAGGACCUUGAUGAUUGGUGACAGAUGCAACACUGACAUUGAGCUGGGUGUACGCUGUGGGUUCCAAACAUUGCUUGUACUCACUGGUGUCACCUCUAAGAAGGAACUGGAUGACAUUCGCAAUCAAAAGAUACCACCUCUACCUGAUGUGGUCCUACCCAAGCUUGGAGAUCUGCUCUCCCUAAUACCUUCAUAGUACAUUUAAAUAGCAAUUCUGUUUAGUGCAAAUCAAUAGGUCAAUUCUAACCAUGUGAUAAGCUUAAGCUUUUUACGUAAAAGUAUUUUAAGUAUUAAGUUUGGUUAUUGUUAUACAUACUAUUUGCUGUGAUCGUGGGCCAUGUGCCAUUUUAAACAGUUACUUUUGUAAUAAAUAAUGUGUUAUGCACUCCACACAAGUCAUUAAAAAUUUGGUAGAGUUUGGAACUUUAGAUUCUAAAGUUUCACCACAAUAAAGUCGGCGACUCCUGUCUGUGGAGUGCCUUAUUUUGUUCUCA
Molecule: messenger RNA, 1355 nt
Organism: Ostrinia furnacalis (Asian corn borer)
Lineage: Eukaryota; Metazoa; Arthropoda; Insecta; Lepidoptera; Crambidae
Product: glycerol-3-phosphate phosphatase
Exons: 5
Coding region: 26-1057 (343 amino acids)
Cellular component (GO): cytoplasm
Molecular function (GO): phosphatase activity
Source: RefSeq, a predicted model, not a curated record